Kwoniella mangroviensis CBS 8507 is the source of this 1716-nucleotide messenger RNA. RefSeq lists its product as uncharacterized. The record is from RefSeq and is a predicted model, not a curated record. Gene Ontology annotation, cellular component: beta-galactosidase complex. Gene Ontology annotation, biological process: carbohydrate metabolic process. The coding region runs from base 1 to 1716 and encodes 571 amino acids. The transcript has 2 exons. Gene Ontology annotation, molecular function: beta-galactosidase activity. NCBI's taxonomy places the organism in Eukaryota, Fungi, Basidiomycota, Tremellomycetes, Tremellales, Cryptococcaceae.
AUGAAAUUCGACAUGGUGCCACGUCUCGUGAAUCUGCCAGCGAACAGGCAUCAAUUUGUCCUGGCCGACGGUACCCCAUUCUUUCUUCGUGCAGCUGAGCUUCAAAACUCCUCAUUCUCCUCCGCUGAAUACAUGAGCAAGAUCUGGCCUAUCCUCACUGCUCAGAAUGUCAACCUUGUAUUUGGACCUGCCGCUUGGGAAGACAUCGAGCCCGAAGAAGGCAAGUUUGACUUUGAAGAAUUGGAUAAACUCAUUGCAGGAGCCCGCAAACAUGAACUCAAAUUGGUGAUCCUAUGGUUUGGUGCUUGGAAGAACGGAAUGUCAAAUUAUGUACCAUCUUGGGUGAAGCGCGACCCGAAGCGUUUUCCUCGAUCACGCGUUCAACCGUCCCCUGGAUCGACCUCCCGGAUGGUCGAAGUGCUCAGCCCAUGUUCAAAAUCAAACGUCAAUGCGGACAGCAAAGCUUUUGAAGCUCUCAUGGAUCACCUCAAGCUUGUCGAUGGCGAACAAGGGACGGUCGUCAUAGUACAGGUGGAAAACGAGGUAGGGCUUUUAGGGGACUCAAGGGAUAGGUCUUCGACUGCCAACGCAAUUUUUGAUUCGCCCGUGCCCGAAGAAGUUAUGUCGAAACUCUGUCAAGCGGCCGCUGAGGGGAGUUUGAGAGACUUGCUCAAGGAGAACAUACCAUGCCUAGGAGAUGCUAUGUGGUUAUCACAGAGCAAAGGGAAAAGCUGGUCUGAAACUUUUGGCGUCAGCGUCUAUACCGACGAGCUAUUCAUGGCUUACAAUUAUGCCAAAUACAUCAAUCAAGUCGCUUCGGCUGGUCAGAAAAAAUAUAAUUUGCCUAUGUUCACAAAUGGUUGGCUACGUACUUCAAAUUCCGUUCCAUCUUCCACUGCAGGGGGUGGAGCAUAUCCUGGUGAAUAUCCAUCAGGCGGACCAGCCGAUUCCGUUAUCGAUAUAUACCAAUUGUUUGCCCCAAGUCUACAAUUUGUCAGUCCCGAUAUCUACCUGGUUGAUUAUGUGGAGAUCUUCAAGGCGUACAAACAUAACAACCAACCACUUUUCGUUCCCGAACAUAGAAGGGAUGAAUACGGCGCUUUAAGGAUCUGGCAAGCUAUUGGCGAUUACGAUGCCUUGGCUAUGGGUCCAUUUGGUAUAGACACCCUGGAUCCUCUUACAUCCCCCUGGACCAAACAUUACGGAUUGUUAUCGAAAGUGGAAGGGUUCAUCUUAGAAGCUUGGCAGAAAGGCAGUCUUGUCACUGGUUUCUACUUCGAUCGAUUUGAUGUUGGUCAUACGGAUCUUUCGACACCUAAAGAAGUUGACAUGGGUGAUUGGCAUCUGAAGAUCGAGAGAGCGGCAACAUUUGGAGGAGCACAUCCGGAGCCAGGCUAUGGUCUAAUCAUACAACGAUCAGAUGAUUCCUUCCUGCUCAUAGGCGAGGGUUACAUGGUAAACUUCCAAUCUUUGAAGGCCGAUGCUGUAUUCACCGGUAUACUGGAGUUUGACGAGAUGGAAACCGUAAAAGGCCAGCCGAAUGAGUUGAGGAAAAUUCGUAGACUAAAUGGUGAUGAGAUUAAAAGUGGCCAAGCGGCCGUCAUGCCAACUCUAGGCGGCGGCCCUUCAUAUGGCGAUUUCCCCAUUGCGAUCACCAUUCCGGGGGAAACUGGGCUGGCUCUAUGUACUGUGUAUAGUCUUUCGGACUCUCUGUAG